GGAAAAAAUUGGAAACUCAGUAUACAGUGACAUUUGCAAAACAAAACACGCAUUUUUUAACUUUUUGAGAAAAUUGCUAAAUUAAUAAAUGAUUAAGACACAAAAAUGCCUACAAUAAUUGCAUUAGAUGUAUCUCUGUCAAUGUCGAGAUGUGUUUCUGCUCAGGGAAGUGAAAAUAUCACGUAUCAUCAAUUAGCAAUAUCGGCAAUCAAUCAAUUUCUGGAUCAUCUUUUGGCUAAUAAUGCCAAGCUGGAAUUUGUUUCUCUGAUCAUCUAUUCCUCCCUCUAUGAGGUUGUGGUGGAUUUUACCAGAGAUUAUGAUGCCAUCCGGAAGGCUCUUGGGAAGAUUGAUCACUACGAUAAGACUUGCCUGGAAAAUGUUCUGCAUGCCAUCAAUAGCAUCUUACUGACCAACUGGGGCACUCAGAAUCACUGCCAGGUGCUGGUUUUCACAGACUGUGGCCUGGGAUUUGGGUCAACAUCGCUGGCCAAUGUUAUCUUGAGAGUGGUCAGUUUGAAGCAGCCACUUCCAUUUGCUUCUCCCAGCAAAAUCAACUUUGUCUGCCUGGGGAAUACGCUGGAUUCCCAAUUUCUCGAAGCUACAAAAGUGUACCAGAAACUUCUGGACAUUAGUGGUCAGAAGGGUCAGUUAUUUAUUCCCAAAGCCAUUGAGAAUGUGGAAUUUGUAAAGAUCAAGAAGGAAGAUAAGUAUGGAUCAGCCAAGGAGGAUGAUGUGGUAAAAGUGGAGAUACCUAUUGCUCCUGGACUCACGCGUCAGAGUGUCCGGGAGAUGAUGGAGAGAGUUUGUGAAACCAACUACCGCCAAUUCGAUGCCAUCCUCAACUGCGGCAGUUAUUUCAAACUCGAGUGUCCAGUUUUGAUCUGGCCACCACCACUACCCUACACAUCCACGGAUAUCCUGGGAAUUGAGACCACCAGGCAUAUUUCGCGGAAGAUUGAAGUUUGUGGAUUCAUUAGUAUUUCAGAUAUUGGAUCACCCAUGUCAAUCAGCCGGCAUUUGCUGAUGCCCAAGAUGGAGGAGAAGCCAGUGGCAGUGAAGAAUGAGAAGAUUUUGCGAAGUGGAAAGGCACCUGGGGAAUACCUUUCUGGGGACUAUGAGCGAUUGGAGGCGGAAAUAAAGAAUUUCUAUGCGAAAGGAGAGACGAAUUCGGAUGACGAAGGAUCGAGCAGUGUUGCUGUGAAUGAGUCUACAAGGGAGUCAAUUUGUGUACUGCUCCAUGGUGCCCUGAAGAUUGAGAAUAUGGCUGCUCUGGUGCUUCUGGGAGACAAUUGGUUUGGCUUUAUCUAUUCGUAUGCUGAUAGCAAGAAAAAGUCCAAUAUGAUGCUGACAAUUUUGCCUCCGGGACCUGAUGUAAUUCCCUGGCUGGGAGAUCUUCGGCUACUGGGCACGGUGGAUGAUCUUGUGCCUGGUGAGACGGUUACGGGAUUCCCAGUGAAGCCGGAUAAGAGGAGUUAUUCGCAGAAUUGUGUUGUGUGGAUCAAGCAAACGGGACUGCAGUCGGAUAUACAGAAAGUUUUGAGGCAUGCAAAGAAACUUCCGGAGAAAACUCAGCAUUUCUACAAGGAACUCAAUCGGAUCCGGAGAGCUGCCCUUUCGCUGGGAUUUGUGGAACUUCUUGAGGGCUUAGCGUGCAUUUUUGAGAGGGAAAUUCCAACCCUGCCACCCAAUGCAAGCCCAGACUGUGCCCUGCAGCUCAAGCAUGCAGCGAUGGAACUGAAGAAAUUCAACAGGGACAUGAAGCACUCAAUUAUUCCCUAUCCCACAAAGUACAACCAAUAAACGUGGACAACACACAGAGGAGGUAAGUUAUCUUUUUUAAAUUAGUAUACAUUUCUCUUUUAUAAUAAAUAAUUCAAUAGGAAAAA
Molecule: messenger RNA, 1886 nt
Organism: Phlebotomus papatasi
Lineage: Eukaryota; Metazoa; Arthropoda; Insecta; Diptera; Psychodidae
Gene: IntS14
Product: integrator complex subunit 14
Exons: 3
Coding region: 106-1800 (564 amino acids)
Biological process (GO): snRNA 3'-end processing
Cellular component (GO): integrator complex
Source: RefSeq, a predicted model, not a curated record